AUGGUUGUCAGACCCUUUAAAGAAAAUGAGGACCUCCUGGUCAUCAAAAAUAGUACCAACCUGCACAGCACCAAGGGUCACUGCCAUAGCAACAGCCACUCCACGAGGAAUAAAGUCUCGUCCAAAGGAAAACCCUUUGACAUGAUAUAUGUAGUUGGAGGCUGGAGUAAAGAUGACCCAUCCUGUCCAGUUGAGCAGUUCUGCCCCCAGUAUAAUGAGUGGAAAAUGACUGCUCCCAUGCUCCAUCACCGCAGUGACCCAGGGGUGUGUGCUCUGGGCGGAGCCAUUUAUACUGUGGGCGGGUCUGAUGACAUCACCUGUUUGAGCAGAGUGGAGAGGUACGAUCCAGAGUGUAACAUCUGGUCUUUGGACGUGCCCUCACUUUCUUCGCCACGGUCAAGGGUCUGUGUGUUAGAAAUGGACGGAUGUCUCAUUACACUGGGAGGUUUUGACGGCAUGACCUGCAUUAACACAGUAGAGAGGUAUGACCCGUUGAAGAACUCCUGGUCUAAGUUGACACCAAUGCUGAGGAACAGGGCAUCUGCAUCAGCCGCUAUCCUGAACGGUCAGAUUUACAUUGUGGGAGGAACAGAUGGAGACAUGCCACUGGAUUCAGUGGAACGUUUUGACCCAUUUGAGGGAUGCUGGUCUCUCUGCCCAACCAUGUCCACCAUGAGGGAAGCUUCAGCAUGCGUCAUGUUUCUUGGCUGUCUGUAUGUGGCUGGAGGACGAGAUGAACUUGGUCUGUCAUUGAGCACCGUGGAGAAAUACGACCCAGACACUCUCCGCUGGAGCCCAGUUAGGGCUAUGAACAACAAGAGGUUUCAGGUCUCUUUAGUGCUGUUUAAUGGCUUUCUAUUGGCUAUUGGAGGAUUUGACGGUGUAAGUGACCUUAAAACCAUGGAGGCUUAUGACCAUGAGACAAACUCUUGGAGACAUUUUGGCAGUAUGAAGUCCAAGCAUCCAGGUGGACAUGUGGCUUUGAUUAAGGCUGUGUGA
Messenger RNA from Sinocyclocheilus grahami, 999 nucleotides. Its product is annotated as kelch-like protein diablo. NCBI's taxonomy places the organism in Eukaryota, Metazoa, Chordata, Actinopteri, Cypriniformes, Cyprinidae. Gene Ontology annotation, molecular function: protein binding. The record is from RefSeq and is a predicted model, not a curated record. The transcript has 8 exons. Bases 1 to 999 code for a protein of 332 amino acids.